AUACACCUAGAGUUUAUAAUUGAUUUGAGUUUCUCCCUCAAGCAAUCGUACGACCAUAACAAAGUCUCUGCUGUACUAGAGAUUCCUUAAAACGAAUGGUCCUCCUUCAACUUCAAUCAAUUUCAUUUUCAUUUCAUUUUUCACUCCCUUUCUAGGGUUUCUUUCCAUCCCCAAUUUCAACUCCUACACUUCACUCCACCAUUUCUAGGGUUUCUCAAAGGAAGAACUGAAGUUAAUACAUUUAUCAGAUUUAAACCCGAAAUAAUCGAAUAUAGUACCAGAGCGGGCUACUGUAGGUUGAGUUGGUGGUCAUGGAGGACGGAGAACUUGAUUUCUCAAACACCGAGAUGUUUACGGAUCCAAAUAUGGGUGAUAUCCCGAGCAAUGAUUCACUCGAUAGCUUCUUUGAUGAUAUUUUCAAAGACUCGCACGCGUGCACCCAUACGCAUACUUGUAACCCACCGGGCCCUGAUUCGUCACACACUCACACGUGUUACCACGUGCACACGAAGAUCGUGCCCGCCAUGAGCGGCGAUGAUGACAAGACGCCGACGGAUGAUACGGCUGAGUCGGCGGAUAAAAAAGGGAAGAAACGCCCGUUAGGUAACCGUGAAGCAGUUAGAAAGUAUCGUGAGAAAAAGAAAGCGCGUGCGGCUUCGUUAGAGGACGAAGUUGUUAGAUUGAGAGCGUUGAAUCAGCAGUUAAUGAAGAGGAUUCAAAGUCAGGCUGGGUUGGAAGCUGAGGUGGCGAGAUUGAAGUGUUUGCUUGUGGAUAUUAGAGGGAGAAUUGAAGGAGAAAUUGGUAAUUUCCCUUACCAGAAGCCGCAUCCAGCUAAUCAAAACAUAGGUAACGGUAAUUUGACAGGUGGGUAUGUGAUGAAUCCGUGUAAUAUGCAGUGUGGGGAUCAAGUUUAUUGCCUUCAUCCCGAGGUAGAUGGGAAGAAUGUAGAAAAUGCGUCGAUACAUGAUCCGGUUAUCAAUGGCUGUGAGUUUGAAAGUCUGCAAUGUAUGGGGAACCAAAAUCCUUUGCUCAAGGAGUUUCCAGGUUGUACAACUGAUGAUGGCCUUCUUGUAGCUAAUCAAUCUGGUGGACGAACAAAACGAAAAGGUUCUCGUGCAGCGGUAACUAAAUGAAUUCUGAACCCGAUUGAAGCACAUAUCUUUCUUGGUGUACGAUAGUCGUCGAGCAAACGACUAUUUACCCGCGCUCCAGUUUCUUGGACGUUUCUUAUCGUAUCGGUUGACUUUUGAGAGUAAACAUCGUUUUUUGUUCUGUUUAGGUUGAAGAAAUGCUUCUUGAUGUUUUCUUUUUUAAUAAUGUUGUGUUGAAAUCUAAAUCUUCAGUUGAUGAGGAAGGUUUUUGUGAAGUUCAGAUGAUUAAAUUUCUUCCUGUCACUGGAUUAUUGACUGAAAAAUAUGAACAGGUUUUCUGGUUUUUGGACC
This is a messenger RNA of Helianthus annuus (common sunflower), 1442 nucleotides long. RefSeq names its product basic leucine zipper 23. Gene Ontology annotation, molecular function: RNA polymerase II cis-regulatory region sequence-specific DNA binding; DNA-binding transcription factor activity, RNA polymerase II-specific. NCBI's taxonomy places the organism in Eukaryota, Viridiplantae, Streptophyta, Magnoliopsida, Asterales, Asteraceae. The transcript is spliced from 3 exons. Gene Ontology annotation, biological process: regulation of transcription by RNA polymerase II; DNA-templated transcription. The record is from RefSeq and is a predicted model, not a curated record. Bases 312 to 1133 code for a protein of 273 amino acids.